CCCACCCGCACCUCAAACCAAACGGCACGGAACGUUGCAGUUUUCCCAAUCAACCCCUGACCAACCACAUAUUUAGAAAAGCUUUCCCUCUUGUGCUAUCCCGGCAUCUCGCGUCUGACUUUCGCCGGAGCUACCAUAUGAAUGGUCAAACCACGAUGGGGCUCGCCGCAGCCGUGAGGCCAUGCCGCCAGCGCCUCCUCACCUCCGCCUCAGCCGCGGCCGCUAAGGCCUCUGUGAUCCGGCUCUUUCCAAGAUGCUCCCACCCGCCACACCACCACCACGGCCGACGCUUCCCUUUUCUCGUGUCGGCGGCCUCGCAUACCUCGCAGUCCGACCCGAGCACAACCCCCACCCCCACCCCCGUAGCCUCCGAUCCCCAUUCCGCCGUCGCUGGUAACCUCCCCUUCUUCGACCGUGUGCUCUUCCCGGCCUCCUUCCCUCUGGAGACCCCGCCUGUGGAGGAACCGGCGCCGCCAGCUGAUGAAGGGCAGGCGUCUACCUCGCCGGUCAGAGAGGAGACGGAGACGGAGACGGAGGCAUGGAGGCUACUGAGGAGGGCUGUGGUGAGCUACUGCGGCGAGCCGGUCGGCACGGUGGCCGCGGAGGACCCCGAGUGUACGGAGAUGCUUAACUACGACCAGGUCUUCAUCAGGGACUUUGUGCCCUCCGCCCUUGCCUUCCUCAUGCGCGGGGAGACCGAGAUCGUCCGCAAUUUCCUCCUCCACACCCUGCAGCUGCAGAGCUGGGAGAAAACUGUUGACUGUUACAGCCCUGGGCAAGGCUUGAUGCCAGCUAGUUUUAAGAUUAGGACCGUUCCACUUGAUGAAAACAAUGAAGCAUUUGAGGAGAUUCUGGAUCCAGACUUUGGUGAAUCAGCUAUUGGCCGUGUAGCUCCAGUUGAUUCUGGACUUUGGUGGAUUAUCUUACUGAGAGCAUACUGCAAGAUUACAGGAGAUUAUUCGUUGCAAGAAAGAGUGGAUGUGCAAACCGGGAUUAAACUGAUCUUGAGUUUGUGUUUGUCUGAUGGGUUUGACAUGUUCCCCACUUUACUGGUCACAGACGGAUCAUGCAUGAUAGACAGGAGGAUGGGGAUACAUGGGCAUCCUCUUGAGAUUCAAGCUUUAUUCUAUUCUGCUCUGAGAUGUUCAAGGGAAAUGAUUGUUAUGAACGAUGGCUCAAAACACCUCCUCCGAGCAAUCAACAACAGGCUCAGUGCAUUGUCUUUUCAUAUUAGGGAGUACUACUGGGUCGAUAUGAAUAAGAUAAACGAGAUCUACAGAUACAAGACAGAAGAAUACUCACAUGAUGCAACUAACAAAUUUAACAUUUAUCCCGAGCAAAUCCCUUCCUGGCUUGUUGAUUGGAUUCCUGAGAAAGGGGGUUAUCUUAUUGGAAAUCUGCAGCCAGCUCACAUGGAUUUUAGGUUCUUCUCACUUGGCAACCUUUGGGCCAUAUCUUCAUCUCUAACUACUCCAACACAAGCCGAGGGAAUACUUAGCCUUAUUGAAGAGAAAUGGGAUGAUCUUAUAGCAUAUAUGCCCCUCAAGAUCUGUUACCCUGCAAUGGAAUAUGAUGAAUGGCGCAUUAUUACAGGCAGUGACCCUAAGAACACCCCAUGGUCAUAUCAUAAUGGUGGAUCUUGGCCAACCCUACUAUGGCAGUUUACACUGGCCUGCAUCAAAAUGGGAAGACCAGAGCUGGCCCGUAGGGCCAUUGCAGUGGCCGAGGAGAAGCUCUCAGCUGACAAGUGGCCAGAAUACUAUGACACCCGGUCUGGAAGAUUCAUUGGGAAGCAGUCACGGUCAUAUCAGACAUGGACUAUUGCUGGUUUUCUGACCUCCAAGAUGUUGCUGGAAAACCCGGAGCUGGCUUCUAUCCUGACCUGUGAUGAGGACCUUGAGCUCCUUGAAGGCUGUGCUUGCUGCCUCUCAAAGAGGACUAGAUGCUCACGACGUGCGGCCAAAUCAGAUAUCAUUGGGUAAAACAACAGAAACCCUUAUUCUUGCAAAUCCACACACAAGUAUACGAUCGACUGAGAAUUAACUGAAGUGGAUACACUCUAGCUAUGUACAUUAUAGGUUUACGUUAGAUAUCCAUCCAUUCAUUCAUUUCCUCAAUGUGCGCUCAUUCUUUUUUGCUGAGCCGCCAUUGAUGGGAACUGCUCUGGGCGAUACCGGUGGUCAAGAAGAGCAUUACCAUUUUAUGUUGGAGCUCUCAUGUACACACAAAAGAGUAAUUUAUUCUUGUAUCGGUCACGAGUGAUGUCAAGUCCUGAUGAUUAUAUCUCUUAUCAGCAUUUGAGCUGUAUGCUGUAUUAUUUGCAAAACUGAGACUAUGUACUAUGUUCUUUUCAUGAAUAAUGAUACUUUUGCCAUUUGA
Hordeum vulgare subsp. vulgare (domesticated barley) is the source of this 2379-nucleotide messenger RNA. Its product is annotated as neutral/alkaline invertase 1, mitochondrial-like. NCBI's taxonomy places the organism in Eukaryota, Viridiplantae, Streptophyta, Magnoliopsida, Poales, Poaceae. The transcript has 6 exons. The coding region runs from base 138 to 1982 and encodes 614 amino acids. The record is from RefSeq and is a predicted model, not a curated record. Gene Ontology annotation, cellular component: mitochondrion. Gene Ontology annotation, molecular function: endo-alpha-N-acetylgalactosaminidase activity; sucrose alpha-glucosidase activity. Gene Ontology annotation, biological process: sucrose catabolic process.